UCGGUCGAGCCAUACGAAGAGACGAGCACGGUUGGUUUCAGUUUACGUCAGCGCUUCGUUCGUGGAAGGUGAACUUGUUCGGUUGGUCCUCGCGCGCGAUGUGGGCUUGAGUUUCGGACCAGAGUGGAGUGUGAAGAUUCUGCUUUUUGUGGCAGACGGACUGUGGAAAAGGUGUUCUUUUGGUUGUGGUCGUUCAGCUGGCUGCCUGGGUAGAUGUUCAAGAGGCUUCACAGCAUCCAAGUGGAUUUGUAGGUUUUUUUUUCUUGCUCCCGCCGUGUCGUUGCGGUCCAGCUCCGGUCGACUGUUGUUAUUGCUGGUUGGUGAAGCCUGCGGAAGAAUAGUUGCAUGGUAUUGGUGUGACAACGUUGCUCGGUGAAGAGGAAAAAAUGCACGAAUUCUUGUUUUGAUAGUUCCAAAUAGACUUGGAGUGAGUAGAAAGCUGCUGAAUUUACAGUUAUAGAUCGGUCCUACUGGCUGAGGGUGCAUUAAAUUGAACGGAUUUGGCGAACUUCUUGCGCGAUUAAUCCCGUACGGGAAGUGUUGUUUGAUCUGGAAGAAAAAGCUUAAUUCGGUGCGCUUCCCUUGUGGUGGUGAUAAGUUAGAGGUGAUAUUGACCCGAUCCAGGAAAAGUACAGCGCGGUUUGCCAUCCACUGACAACGUUCACGGGACAAUCCACAACCAGUUUUGAUUUCUUUGUUAUUGUUUUGACGAGUUGCACUGAGAUUGCACGCGGAAAAUAUUAGUCGAAAAAACGUCAAAGUUGAAUUUAAUCAAACAAAAGGCCCAUUCUAGACGAUCUGUUUUCCAUUGUUGUACAUAUCUCGAGCGAGCGGGUGAAAUGUGAAAGGCGAAAUGUCAAGUGUAUCAAAGCAGAAGUGAAAAGAAGAUCUACAGUUUGGUUUUAUUUUUGUUCCCGCAAUCCUUAAAACCGCGGUUUUUAUUUAUAUUGUGUUGUAUAGCUUGAUUUGCUUCAUAAGUUUCCUCGGUUUAUUUGGCAUUGUUUCGAGGUUGCGCAAAACCUCAAAAAAGUGAAAGAAAUACGGGUUGCACUAAUGAGAAAAAUAAAAUUAAAGGUAAUUUGAAGUGAUUCCGCUUGCGGUUCGUCCUGCCAUCAGUUCGACUGAGCGCACGAAACGUAAUUCGUCUUUCCCACGGCGGAGAACCACCGAAAGAAGAAGAAGAAGAGGAAGCACGUAGGCGAAAAAGAGUGAAUGUUGUUUUAAAAGCGAUUAAGGAUUACAACGAAACCGUUGGAAGUAGCACGUAGAGAAAGCAACGAAUCUCCGAAGAAGAAGAAAAAGGUGUACGCGUGAAAGUGAAUCGUUAUUGUGUGUUUGUUUAGAAAACCUGCCAUUCUGCGGAAAAGCAAUAAAAGAUAUUUUACCUUUGUGCUUGCGGAAACUCAAGAAAGAACAAUCCGUCAAAGCGGCUGAACGAGCGAGCACCGGUGGAUACGAGGAAUCCCGAAGACGUGUCGUCCGAUCAAUAAAUUGCAGCGCCAUCAAUGCAGUACUAUCAUCUGCUUUCCUAGAUCCAAACGAAGGGAAUAAGUUUGGUUUACGACUAUCCGACUAGUGGCUUGUGGUGAAACAAAGCAGCAUCAAGGGUUUCGUCGAGAGAAAACCAAGUGAUGUGAAAUGUAAAUACGAGAGCCUUUCCGAACGGAACCGCAAAGUGCAGUGGAGAAGAAGCAUCCGAAACCGACCCUGGCCAGGCCGCGUGAGGUCGAUCAAAGUAACUUUAAUGACCGGUUACUGGUGCACGAGCUGGGCAUGAUGUAGCGCCCCGCGAUGAUAGACCGGCGAAGGACAGUUUUGAUCAUUAAACGUUAACUUCUUGCACGCUAAACACGAAAGACAUAAGCACGGAACAGCAGCAAACGAGCAGCAUGGCGGUCAGUAAUAUCGUUUGCGAGUGGCUGCGUGCACUCGGACUCGGCCAGUACGCCGAGAGCUUCCUGGACAACGGGUAUGAUGAUCUGGAGAUUUGCAAGCAGGUUGGCGAUCCGGAUCUGGACGCAAUCGGAGUGCAGAAUCCGCAGCACCGCAGCAAGCUGCUGAAAAGCGUGCGGUUGCUGCGGGAAAAGGGCGCUGCCAGCGUAUACUUUCAGCUGAACGAUCCCAAGUCGCUCCUGUCGGAUAACAGUGACAGCCUGGAGCGGGACAGUUCGCCGCUGAUGCUCAGCGAGCUGGAAGCCCUGCUGGCGGAGCAGCUGAAGGCGGACGGCGUUUGCUUGACGGCGCAUCCUUACUCGACACCGGACGGUGGCCGAGGGCACCUGGAAGGAUUGGCGUCGGUCUACUGCGAGAUGCUGCUGGCGCCGUUCGGCGAGGUGCUCGCCGCUCUGGAAGAUGCCCGGCUGCGGGUGUGGUCCGAGCGGAGUCCGCACAGUUCUUCCGGCGGUAGUGGGGUGCAUCGGGCUGGCCACCGGGGGAACUCUUGUCACGGAGGACUGCCCAACAGUCACAGCCAGCCGAUAUACGUUCCAGGAAAGUACUCGCCAUCCAGCUGUCUGUCCGAUAAGGAGGAGGACGAAAUUUAUGGCUUCGGCUACGGUGUAUUUGCCCCGAGGGUGGCCAGAACGACACUGCAGCAGCACCAGCAACAACAGCAACAGUCCCAGCAAAACCAACAGCAACAAUCACAAACCUCCACCAAUGUACCUGCGAACAGUGCUGCCGUACAGCAAAGCUGUCUCAGUCCACGUUCGGCAUACUUUUACGAAUUUCCACCCACAGACGGUCGAGAGACGAGCAAAAAGCGUACGACGCUGGCACGACUUUUGAGAGGAUUAAAGACUGUUAAUAGACGUGAUAGAUCAAACCCAAAUAAUGGCAGCGGCACAAGCGCACCGAGCAGCGUCGGCACUGCGACGCAGGCAAGGCCGCAGAACGAAAGACUGAGACAUUUUCAAAUGAACGGCGGUGGACCGCAGCCAAGUUUCGAGGAAACCAUUCAGAGGCUAAAAAUUCAAGAAGCACUUAGGAAAAAGGAAAAGUUUCAACGGGAACACGAAGAGAUUCUUCGAGACAUCCGACAAGGACUGCUGCAGCUGAACCGUGAUUCUAGAGACGACACCUACAUGUAUGACGAUGCAGUUACCAGCGUGAUGCGUAUGCCCCACCAGGGACAUUGGUACGACGAACCCCCCUACGAAAGUGAUCCAGACGAUUUCCUAAUGUCUGGGAUACGACAAGCAGGAGGCCCGUCCGCAACGAUACAGGAUGGACGCGUUUGCUAUACCUCGAAUGGUCGCGAAGGUCAAGGAGUGAUAUCGCUGCGAUCUGCCGGUGACAUCUCGAUACCCCAGCGAGGCCCCAUCCGGCGGGGACUGAUAGUGCCGCAGAAGCCACCGAACCCACCGACCAUCAUUCCACUGAAGCACGCUAGAUCCCACGACCGGGAAAGCGGAGACUACGCCGGAUCAAUAUCGGAUCUGCACAGUGUUACCUCUCGUCUCAGCCAGGUUUCGAUUGGCACAAAUAAUUGCACUGCCCGUUAUCGCACCCUGAGCGGUGGCCUGGGCGACGAGUCACCAUCGCCCUCACCGACGCCGUCCUCGGAGUACGACGACAUCCUGCUGCAGAAGCAGCUACAGCUCAAAGUGGACCAGCAGCAGAAUGGCGGCGGAGGAAGUUCCGUUGGCAGUGGCCACAGUGGGACCGGUGGUCUGCCCUUGUCCGGAGGGAGUAAUGGCUCCGGUGGUGGAAACAGUGGCAGUGGCAGCGGAGGUGGUGGCGGAGGAGGAAGUGGAGGAGGACUGGGAGUCGGUGGUGGCGGCAGUAGUACAAAGAAUGGAGUCAAUAAUCUCAAGAACCUGAAGGCGGCAAAGAAUCGGAACAAUCUAUCAUCGUCUUUGGCGCUGGCGGCUUCGCACAAUAAAAACUUAACGAUAAGUCAACAGAUAGCUUUAGUACAUCAUUCCAGUGACACUAGGACAUCGCCAAAGGACCAUUUACUGAACUCCGGCAACCGGAAUAAUAGGGAUUAUAGUAACUGUCUCGAUAGUAUCAGCGACCAGACGACGUUCCAGCAUUCGGCCAGUUCGGUGGAGAGCUUGCCCAGUGCAUCCGGAUCCAGCACUCAGGCACUGGUCCGACCUGGAAGUCCUCACAGUUCCCUUUCGGCGGAGGACCGCACAACCGUUAUUCCCAUCUGCCGGGCGAUCGCACUGAUCGAUAGCAAUCCAAACCCGUACGACAAGGAAGCACUCAGGUUCAAGAAAGGUGACAUCAUAGACGUCCUUUCGAUGAACGCGUCCGGUGUGUGGCGAGGCUACGCAAACGGUCGUCUUGGGCACUUCAAGUUCAUUAGCGUGGAAGUGUUGCCGGACCAUCCUGUCAAACCGUACGCCUCCGGCAAGCUGCUCAGUCGAAACCGGCUACCGACAAGCUGCCCGACCAGCGUCGAAGAACUGCUGCUACGGAUAGGGCUGAAGGAGUACACUUCGGUGUUUGUGUUGAACGGGUAUGAAGAUUUGGAGCUGUUCAAGGAACUUGAACCUUCCGAUUUGGAUUAUCUGGGCAUCGGGAACACGGAGCACCGGGCCAAACUGCUGGCGGCUGUACAGCUUUUGCACGAUUUGGACUCCACCUCGGACGGGGAAGUGGCCGGUUCGAGUUCGGAGAACGACGAAGGCCUCCGGUUGGGCCACGGCGGAAAGGGUGGUUCGGUGGGUCAGCAUCAUCACCAUCACCAUCACCAGACGUCCCCUUUUGGACGGCGGCACUUCCCUCGCGAUUCGGGCUGUUACGAGGGUUCCCCGGUGCCGCAGUCCACGCCGAACAGUACCGUUGGCCUUCCGAAUCACAUGUUGCUACAGCAUCACCAGCAGCAGCAGCAGCAACAACAGCAACAGCAGCCGCUGCAACAACUCCUACAGCAACAACACCAUCAGACUCAGCAGCAUGGCACCAGUUUGUCCGAUACGGAUACUAACAAUUUGGACUCGGUGGUAGCGCAGUGUUCAAAUGAAAUUCUGAAGCGAGUGGAAGGUUCUCGACGGUUCAAGGAUGACCCGAAAUUCGUUCUCAGUGGCAGCGGCGUCAAAACGAUGAACCGAGCCACCAAGAAGGGGGGUCUGUUGGGCGGUGGCGGUAACGGUGCCGGGGGAGAUGAUAUGACGAUACGGAGCAGUGGAGGAAGUGGCGGGGGAGGAGCUUUAAGCGAAAAGUCCAGCGAUUCCGGUGUUAGCAGCAGCAGUCUGUCGUCCGGACCGAUGAAGAACAAUCUUUAGCGGCAGUUUCUGCUGGUCACUGGCGAGCGGUAGAUGCAGGGAGGGAGGUGACCGAUAGCCAGACAAGUGAGAUGAGUGGGGGAUUGCCGGGUAAAAGUGGGUGAGUAGUAAAACUUCAUCACGAAAAAAGCGUACUGCCAAACAAAACCAAAAGACGAAUCAACGUAGAGUUGUUAUUGAUAAAUUUAGUACUUUUAAGAUGUUUUUUUAUGGGGAAAACUAACGUAAACCGGCCGUAUUUUCACUAGCAACGACGGGAGCGGUUCACAGCACAGUUUUUUUAUGCGAUGUCUAGUUUAAAUGCCUCUUCAAGAGGAGAUUUCCGUGCAGUCUAUGUUUUGCAGUUGUUACUAAAACAUGCGUUGAUCUACUCCGGCGCAGCAUGCAUUUUGUAUCGCCUGACAACGCAAGCAAAUGUUAGUUUACUAAUAUUUUGUCCUAACUUAAGUCAUGCCUAAGCAACACAAUGAAUCGAUAGCGACGUAGAAACAGCAAGUUGUGAUAUAAUUCUAUCUUUUGUUUGUGGAAAACUUUGUUUUCUCUUUGUUGAAAAAUGAUACUGUCUGUAUAUUUGUGUAAAGAAUCUUUGUUGUGUAAAGUAAUCUGGGUAUCGAUAGAAACCCCGUCAGGUACAAACCAUUAAAAGAUAAGUUGUGGGAAAUCUUUGUGUACAAAUUUGAGCAAAUGCGUUCUGUCUGCUAUGGUUUAGGAAGCCCGAGCUUUGCGUUUUUUAUAAAAUGUUAAAUUUUGUUUCGUGUCCCAGCCGAGGUUUAACUAGCAGCUUGUUUGAUAGAAAACAGAAGAAAAGCAAUAACAGAGUUUAGAAGAAUGUCGAUCGAAGAACGAGUGUUUUUUUGUAAAAAGAACGCAAAUCAUUAGUCAUUUUAAAUCGGCCAAAUCAAGCACGGCUUCAAUGUGUGGAAAAAAUCGAAAUUUAGUAGGACAAUUGUGUAAAUAUUCAAAACCUAUACGAAUAGUAAACAAAUAUUUAGCGCUAUUUGAAGUUAGCAACUCUCAACCUUUCGAACGUAAUGGAAAAUUGACCUUCUUCCAGGAUAAAUCCGCAUCCCAAAUAAUCGUUUAAUGCAAUUGGAAAACAAAACAAAUAUCAGCUCCGUUUAGUGAUACUCUAAUAGUGAAAUAUUCAUUUUCCGGUAGCAUCUAGAAAUCUUGGUGUGAUAAUGAAAACGAGAAAAUCAAUAACCCAGUAGAUACCAUAAGCUAAGCAAUCGUAAACUCGAUGAGAGGGACAGGGUUUCAGCAGUGUAAUUAAACUAUAACUUUUAAACAAAAUUCCAACAUCAAGGGUCGAAUAUUACCGUUUUAGACGUGCUGUUGCCCGGGUCAUCUCAGCAUGGUUGAUUUGUGUAGAGUGUUAGAAGCGUACGCAGAGCAGUAACAAAAUAGCAUCUAAUCCGGUUGAUUUUUGUUGUACCGCAUUAUUCUGUUUCACUAUAUGAGAAAUGAUAGGAGGAAGAAGAAAAAAAAAGAGUUGAUACACCGGACGGAGUGUUGAAAAGCGUUGACGGUAUGUACUUCUAACGAUAACGAACGAGUGGAAGUUUCGAGAGCGGAAGGAAGUAAAUGUGCUGGUUGUAGUAGAAUGACUGCGUAGCUAGAAUUUCUCCAUUGUUUGUACAUUUAUUGGAUUUUGUAAGAAACAAAUUUUAUUAAAUCGAAAUUCCCGUUGUAAAUAAUUGGACAAAAACGUAAUUUAUUGAAGCAAACUAUGCCAAUCUAAAGCCAGAAAAACAAAACGAAUCAAAAAUUCUCUAGCAAACAAAAAAAUGCAAAGCAAAGUUCGAUUAUUAGUCACGUCUAUUCUAACAUGAAAAUGAUGGCAAAAGGAAAAAUAAAUUCA
Messenger RNA from Sabethes cyaneus, 7098 nucleotides. RefSeq lists its product as uncharacterized. The transcript has 18 exons. The coding region runs from base 1890 to 5237 and encodes 1115 amino acids. The record is from RefSeq and is a predicted model, not a curated record. Gene Ontology annotation, molecular function: protein binding. Lineage: Eukaryota; Metazoa; Arthropoda; Insecta; Diptera; Culicidae.